UGUUUUUUUUUUGGUAUAAUUAAUCGGAAGGAACGUCCGCUAAGCGUUACAGACUGCAGGUUACUUUCGAUUCUUCCCGACUCUUUAUUGUCCUUCGCAUUACUAUUGCUUCUUAAAAUAAAGUGUGGUUAUAAAAACACUUUUACAUUGAUAAAAUUAUAUUCAACGUCGUGUUGUUGAAUUUAUAACCUCAAAUUGGGCGGUACAGGAAACCAGUUCGAAAAAGCCCGUCAGUGUUUUCUACAGUUAUUAUUUUACACAUAUUUUCAGAUGAUUGAGUAAGUGGAGCUGCAUCUUUGGCGAUAAGCUUUAUAUCCAGCAAAAAUGGCACAAAGGUUUCCUGUGCCCAAUACAGCCAGCAAUGGCCCUCCACCGCAACGGUAUCCGCCACCAGCGGUGCCGCCAAACUUAAGACAGUAUUCUAGUCCUAAUUUUCAAAUGCAACAGAGGUCAGGUUUCACACCUCCACCGCAGAUGGGAACUGGUGGACCCGGACCAGGAGGGAUAUUAAGACCUAAUCAACCGUAUUCGAAUAUGAGGCAAGGACCUAUGUCGACGCCUCCCGGUGGAAAACGAAGCACAGACCAGCGUUUACCCAUGUCACAACAAAAAUCGUAUUUUUGGAACAGUGACUUUUCACAUUCCACAUCUAAGAAGAAGAAAAAAUUAGCCGACAAAAUUCUGCCCCAGAAAGUGCGUGACUUGGUACCGGAGUCUCAAGCUUAUAUGGAUUUACUUGCAUUUGAGAGAAAAUUAGACGCCACAAUUAUGCGAAAACGUUUAGAUAUACAAGAGGCUUUAAAACGUCCUAUGAAGCAAAAGCGCAAGUUAAGGAUUUUUAUUUCCAAUACCUUUUAUCCACCUAAAGAAGCUACUGAGAAUGAAGAAGGUUCGGUAGCAUCGUGGGAACUCAGAGUAGAAGGAAGACUUUUAGAUGAUACUAAAAAUGAUCCCAAUAAGGUAAAAAGGAAAUUUUCAUCAUUUUUUAAAAGUUUAGUGAUAGAAUUGGAUAAAGAUUUAUAUGGACCAGAUAAUCAUUUAGUUGAGUGGCAUCGUACACUGACAACACAAGAGACUGAUGGUUUUCAAGUAAAAAGACCUGGCGAUAAAAAUGUCAGAUGUACCAUUCUCUUACUACUUGAUUAUCAACCUUUACAGUUUAAACUCGAUCCUCGAUUAGCUCGUUUAUUGGGAGUUCAUACGCAAACUCGGCCGGUCAUUAUUUCAGCUCUUUGGCAAUAUAUAAAAACACAUAAGCUUCAAGAUAGCCAUGAACGAGAGUACAUUAAUUGCGAUAAAUAUUUGGAGCAAAUUUUUGCAUGUCCAAGAAUGAAAUUCGCCGAAAUUCCUCAACGCUUAAAUCCCCUUCUCCAUCCACCAGAUCCAAUUGUUAUUAAUCAUGUUAUUAGUGUAGAAGGUACAGAAACAAAGCAAACAGCCUGUUAUGAUAUUGAUGUAGAAGUCGAUGAUACAUUGAAAACACAAAUGAAUAAUUUUUUGUUAUCAACGGCUAGUCAACAAGAGAUUCAAAGUCUCGAUAAUAAAAUUCACGAAACAGUGGAAACUAUAAAUCAAUUGAAAACCAAUCGAGAAUUUUUCCUCAGUUUUGCAAAAGAUCCGCAACAAUUUAUUAAUAAGUGGAUAAUAUCGCAAACGAGAGAUCUGAAAACUAUGACUGACGUUGUGGGUAAUCCAGAAGAAGAACGCAGAGCCGAGUUUUAUUAUCAGCCUUGGGCUCAAGAAGCAGUCUGUCGAUACUUUUAUACUAAAGUUCAACAGAAGCGAGCAGAGCUCGAACAAGCACUUGGAAUAAGGAAUUCUUAAAAUAUAUAAAAUAAAUCUUUAGCUUUAGUUAUACAUAAUAUGUUCUCUUUAUAAAGCUUAAGGAUCAAUUCUACCUUGGCAAUUGUCUGUGUCAGACAAAUAAUUUUGUAUGUAUUUUAAAGUCGUAGUGUAUGAACGCGUGAUUGAAUGGAUUCUGUGUAAAUUAAAUUAAUUUUGAUUCAUUGAAUUGUAAAUCGUCAAUAUCUUGUAUGAUUGUCACAGUUUCCUCUAAUAUAAGCCUAUAAGAAA
Molecule: messenger RNA, 2073 nt
Organism: Ceratosolen solmsi marchali
Lineage: Eukaryota; Metazoa; Arthropoda; Insecta; Hymenoptera; Agaonidae
Gene: Bap60
Product: Brahma-associated protein 60
Exons: 6
Coding region: 325-1824 (499 amino acids)
Source: RefSeq, a predicted model, not a curated record